AUUUUAGUCAGUAGAUGCUUUAGAGGCAGGCAGUAGGUUGGCUGAGCCGUGUUUUACUGCAAACACUAUUCGAACUGUAUGAACAUUUUAUUUCUCAUACACACUAAAGAUCAGUAAGAAGAAGGAUGGAAGCAAGCAACAACCAAAGAGAAAAGAGAUCAGAAGACAAAGCUGCCACUGUAAAUGUAAAUAUGACUCAGAACACUGGUGCAGCAGAGGAUUCACAGUCACCGUCCAUGUCCACUGUCUAUGGACAGUCUGCAACAUCUGGCAAGAACAAAGACCAUACCCCUAAGACUAAACGUCACCCUGUCACUGAUGAAGAAAAUGCUAUUAUGCCAAAGCUCCAAAUCACUUUUAACACAUUCACAGUCAAGAAUGGUGAAGAGCUCAAAGUGGAGAUCCCAGUGACUGGAAACCCGGCACCAAAGAUUGAAUGGAAAAAAGAUGGUCAGGCUGUUAAAGAGACUUCAAGACUAGAGGUUUCACAUACGCCGUCACUAACACGCCUCCAUAUCAGACACGCUGUCAGGGAACACUCUGGUCUGUACUACGUCACGGCAAACAACAGUGCUGGAACAUACACGGGGGAAAUCACCGUGGUUGUUCUUGAAAAGCCGGACCCUCCCAUGGGGCCUGUGAGCAUUGAUGAGAUUAGUUCUGAUUAUGUUACCAUAUCCUGGACACCGCCUGCCUACACAGGAGGCUGCCCGCUAGACAACUAUAUAGUGGAGAAGCGUGAAACUACCAAUACAGACUGGCAGACCGUAUCAGCCACAACAGUGAGGACCACAAUCAAAAUCACUAAGCUGAAGACAGGCAGCGAAUACCAAUUCAGAGUGUUUGCAGAAAAUCGGUAUGGAAAAAGUACAGCAGUUACUUCUCCCAUUGUAAUUGCACAGUAUCCGUUCAGUACUCCUGUGGCUCCUGGCACCCCCUUUGCUUCCACAGUGUCAAAGUACAGCAUGGUGGUUGAAUGGGAGCCCCCAGCCAAAGACGGAGGCAGUCCUAUCACUGGCUAUCACCUCGAACGCAAAGAGAAGAACAGCAUUUUAUGGACCAAGCUGAACAAACUUGUUAUACCGGAGGCUCGUUUCAAAACCAGUGGGCUGGAAGAAGGCAUUGAGUAUGAAUUCAGAGUCUUCGCUGAGAAUAUUGCUGGACUCAGUCCCUCGAGUAGAAUAUCUGAAUGCUAUGUGGCUAGAGACCCGUGUGACCCUCCUGGUAACCCGGAAGCUGUCGUUGUUACCAGAGAGAAGAUCACACUUCAAUGGGCCAAGCCCAGCUAUGACGGUGGAAGCACCAUUACAGGCUAUGUUGUGGAGAAGAAGGAGCUUCCAGAUGGCAGAUGGAUGAAGGCGAACUUUACUAAUGUGAUUGAGAAUGAGUUUACAGUCACAGGUCUGACAGGAGGCCAAAGUUAUGAGUUCAGAGUAACUGCUAAAAAUUCUGCUGGAGUUUGGAGCUCACCAUCCAAAAGCAUCACCAUCAUCGCCCAAGAUGUCAUUGAAGGACCCACAGCAUUCAUUGAUCCUAAGUUCAAGAGUACCACUGUUGUUCAGGCUGGUGAGACAUUUGUUAUGGAAGCCGAUUACUUUGGUAAGCCACUGCCUGAAGUACUGUGGAUGAAAGACGGAAAGGAAAUUGACAAAGCUACACCAAGAAUGGAGUUUAAGAACACACUCACUCACACAACUGUGACCGUCAGAGACUGCACGCGAGUGGAUGGGGGACACUUUGUCUUGAGCCUCAGUAACAUUGGUGGGACUACAUCCAUUCCCUUUAAUGUAAAGGUCCUGGAUAGACCCGGUCCACCAGAUGGACCUCUGAAAGUGAAGGUCGUAAAUGCUGAGAAGUGUAAUCUUCACUGGGGUCCCCCUUUAAACGAUGGCGGCGCUGGUGCUUCUCACUAUAUCAUUGAAAAAAGAGAGACUAGCCGUGUUACAUGGACGCAAGUUGAACCUCAUGUCGAAGCGGUCAGUUACAAAGUGACGAAGCUGGUGCCGGGCAAAGAGUACAUAUUCAGAGUUGCUGCAGUGAAUAAAUUUGGUGUUGGUGAAUUUCUGGAAUCAGAGCCCUUCGUUGCCCAAAACCCUUUCACCACACCCAGUGCACCUUCUGCCCCAGCAGCCAGUGCUGUGACCGGUGACUCUGUGAUGCUGACGUGGGAAAGACCGGAGAGGGAUGGCGGCUCAGAGAUCGAUGGCUACAUUGUAGAGAAACGUGACAAGGAGGGUGUCAGGUGGACUAGAUGCAACAAGAGAAGACUGAACGAUUUGCGCUUUAGAUGUACAGGGCUCAGCGAAGGACACUGCUAUCAGUUUAGAGUAGUGGCGGAAAAUAGUGCGGGCGCUGGUGCACCCAGUGAGCCCAGUGAGUACGUGAAAGUCUGUGAGGCUACUUACCCACCCGGUCCCCCUACCAACCCCAGAGUAACCGACUAUUCAAGCAAUACCGUGUCUCUGGCAUGGUCCAAGCCCAUCUAUGAUGGCGGAGCGGCCAUCGACGGCUUCAUAGUUGAAAUGAAAGGAGCAGCAGAUGUUGAGUGGGUCACAUGCACGCCAAGCACAGGCGUAGAGGACACAAGCUUCACCGUGAAGAGACUGACGGAAAACAAGGAGUACAAUUUUCGUAUACGUGCCGUUAAUGCUGCGGGAGUUGGAGAGAAUGUGACCGUACCUGGGUCUGUGAAAGCGGUGGAAAAACUGGAGGCGCCUGAGAUUGAGCUGGACGCUGCCUUGAGGAAGAUCGUAAACGUUCGCGCCUGUUCCACUUUACGCCUGUUUGUUGCCAUUAGGGGAAGGCCGGACCCUGAAGUCAAAUGGACCAAGGAAGGUGGAACUCUCAGCGAGCACGCUCAGAUUGAGGUAACAAGCACCUACACCGAGUUACUUAUUGAGAACAUCAACAGAAAUGACACUGGGAAGUAUGUGUUGACUGCAGAGAACUGCACUGGCUCUAAAACAUCAUUUAUCAACGUGAGAGUAUUGGACUCUCCCAGUUCACCAACAAACCUAGAGGUCAAAGACGUGAAGAGAGAUUCUGUGACCGUCUCCUGGGAGCCGCCUCUCAUUGACGGAGGAGCAAAGAUCCUACAUUACAUCGUAGAAAAGAGAGAGGAGUCUAGGAAAGCAUUUACGAAUGUCUGCAGCAGCUGUGUGAGAAACUCAUACAAGAUUGACAAUCUCCAGGAAGGAUGCUUUUAUUAUUUCCGUGUCCUGGCUGUGAACGAGUUCGGGGCUGGACUCCCAGCGGAAACCACAGAGGCUGUCAAGAUGUCCGAGGCUCCUCCGCCUCCCGGCAAAAUCAUGCUCAGUGAUCUUACCUGCAGCAGUGCAAAACUGUCCUGGGAGAAGCCCGAGCAUGAUGGGGGAAGCAAGAUCACGUGUUACGUUGUAGAAAUGCAGGCCAAGGGAGAUGAGACAUGGACAACGUGUUCAGAGAGUAAAGCUCUGGAAGCAGCUAUUAAUGGGUUGACAAAGGGAAGGGAGUAUUACUUUAGAGUUAGUGCUGUUAACGAGAAAGGGAAAAGUGAGCCAAAAUUGCUGUUGACACCUGUUACUGUAAAGGACACAAGUGCUGAGCCCAUGAUUACUUUGCUGAGUAACACAUUCAGCGUGAAGGCAGGGAACGACCUAAGGAUCGACGUUCCAUUUAGGGCCGUGCCUCCUCCGACGGCGGCCUGGAGAAAAGACGGCAACGUGCUGAAAGAAACAAGCAGAGUAAACGUGACGACAUCUGACACGUCAUCUCAGAUAGUUAUCAAAGACGCCACCAGGGUAGAUGUUGGCGUGUAUGAGGUGACUCUGACCAACUCUGCUGGAAGCACAUCUGCUGAGGUCUUUGUGACUGUUUUCGAAAGGCCCGGGGCGCCGAGCGACCUCAGCGUAGAUGAAGUGAGCGCCGACUUUGUGUCUUUGUCGUGGAAGUCACCAAGUUAUACAGGAGGGUGUCAAAUUAGUAAUUAUGUUGUGGAGAAGAGGGAAACUGGGAGUACAGUAUGGCAGACUGUGUCAGCUACGGUGGCCAGGACAUCCAUCAAAAUCUCCCGUCUGACGCAGGGCAUCGAAUAUCAGUUCCACGUCGCCGCAGAGAACCGCUACGGCAGGAGUCCCUUCGCUGAAUCGGAACCCAUUGUUGCUCAGUACCCCUUCAAGCCUCCUGGUCCGCCAGCAAACCUCUGUGUCAUCCAGGCGUCAAAGUCUGUGAUGGUCAUAGCUUGGAACACACCAGACAGCAACGGCGGCAGCCCUAUCGUCGGAUACCACAUUGAAUGCAAAGACCAGAGCAGUAUUCUGUGGACGAAGCUAAACAGAAGUCCAGUAACCGAGACCCAGUUUAAGGUGACGAGCGUUGAGGAGGGUCUGGUUUACGAGUUCCGGGUUUGUGCCGAGAACAUGGCGGGUGUGGGGCCCUGCUGUGCGGCGUCUGAGCCAGUAGCAGCGAGAGACCGGUGCGACCCCCCGCGCAACCUCGCCGUCACAAACAUAACGAACAGUUCAGUGUCUCUCUCAUGGGACAGACCGGAAUAUGACGGGGGAGCCAAAAUAACGGGUUACAUCGUGGAGCGCAAGGAGCUGCCAGACAGCUGCUGGCUGAAGUGCAACUUCACCAACCUACAGGAGACCUUUUAUGAAGUGACCGGCCUUGCGAAGGGGGAGCAGUACGACUUCCGCGUCAUUGCCAAGAACUCGGCCGAGCUCUUCAGCGCACCCUCCCAAUGCACAGGCGUGGUUACGGUGCAGCAUGACGUGGAGCCACCCAGAAUUACCCUGGAGGACAAAUUUAGGCAGCCGGUGGUUGUCAAAGCGGGUGAGCUCCUAAGAAUAGAGGCCGACAUCUCUGGUCGCCCCAACCCCACUGUGUUUUGGCUGAAGAAUGGCAGACACGUUGGGAGCACAGGGAGGGUGGAGAUAACCACAACAAAGACACAUACUUUGCUACUGAUCAGAGAAAGCGUUAGGAAGGACUCUGCACAAUAUACUCUGACGCUGCAGAACACUGGUGGCACCAUUUCUAAAACUAUUACCUGCAAGGUUUUGGACAGGCCGGGCCCACCUGCUGGACCUCUGGAAGUGUCUGGACUCUCAGCGGAGAAAUGUACACUGUCAUGGGGACCCCCUCAUGAGACCGGGGGGGCAGAGAUCACACACUACAUCGUCGAGAAAUGCGAAACGAGCCGUGUAGCUUGGACCCUCGUGUACGGCGACAUGAUGGCAACUACUUGUAAGAUCAGCAAGCUGCUCAAGGGAAAUGAAUACUUGUUUAGAGUGAGGGCAGUGAACAAAUAUGGGGAGGGUGAGAACUUGGAAAGUGAGCCCGUUAAGGCUGUGGAUCCCUUCACCAUUCCAUCGCCUCCAACUGAUGUGGAGGUCACAAAUGCAACCACCGAGGCUAUGACCAUCUGCUGGAAGAGGCCGGAGUCCGAUGGUGGCAGUCGCAUCAGCGGUUACGUGGUUGACAAAAGGGAGAAGCUGGGCGUGCGCUGGGUUCGGGUCAAUAAAAAGCCAGUCUAUGACCUACGAGUCAAAGCCUGUGGCCUGCGCGAGGGAUGCGAGUACGAAUUCAGAGUCUUUGCUGAGAACGCUGCCGGGUUGAGUGACCCCAGUGUUCCGUCCCCGCUCACCCUGGCGGAGGAUCCGAAAUUCUUGCCUUCUCCUCCGACAAAAGCCACGAUAGUUGACUCGUCCAGAUCCUCGAUCACUCUGUCAUGGACCAAACCGCUGUUUGAUGGUGGCAGUCCAGUUACAGGGUACAAAGUUGAAUACAGAAAACCUACAGAGGAAGAAUGGUCGGUUGCUGUUCAUAACACAGAGGCGAAUGAAUUCACAGUGACUGGACUCACAUCAGGAGAAAAAUAUGUUUUUGUUGUUAGAUCUAUAAAUAAGGUCGGCAUCAGUGAGCCCAGUCCACAAACAGACCCUGAAAUGGCCGUGGAAAGAGAGGAGGAGCCAAGGUUUGAUAUUAGCCCUGACAUGAGAAAGACGCUGCUUGUAAAAUAUGGCAGCUCCUUCACUUUGACUGUGCCUUUUACAGGGAAACCUCUCCCUAGUGUGACAUGGGAAAAAGCAAAUGUAGACCUGCGAGUCAGAGGCCUGAUCACCACCACCAGCUCCGUCAGCUCUAUCACAGUAGAACAGGCAACACGCGAUGACUCUGGCAAAUACUUAAUUAAACUGCAAAAUGUGGCUGGAUCUGCCUCCUUGUCUCUGAAAGUAAACGUUCUGGAUUCGCCUGGCCCACCCACUCACAUAGAAGUUAAAGACGUGACCAAGAGCUCUGCCACGGUUACCUGGGACAUCCCAGAGAACGAGGGGGGUGCCCCAGUGAAGAACUACAUCGUAGACAUACGUGACAUAAGCCGAAAGGGCUGGACGAGGCUCACCGACAAAUGCCGCAGAUUAUCCUAUAAGGUGUCAGACCUUGAGGAGGGAGGAAUGUACUUCUUCAGGGUUACUGGGGAAAAUGAGUAUGGCGUUGGUGUUCCAGCCGAGACCAAGGAGGGAACAAAGAUGACAGAUACAACGGACUGGGAGUCAGAUCUUGGAGCUUAGUCUCUCUCUUUUCAAGAUUUAAGUUCAUAAUCUCAAGUCAAAAUCAACCCUCAUCUAGUUUGCAUCUGCAGCAACAUUCUGUUUGGGUUUGAAUAUAUAUUAGUAUUGAGGUAUAUAGUUUGUGUUAUUCUCAACAAUGUUUUACUGUAUGACAUGCUGUGGAUGGAGGAACCGAAUGCUGCUAUUUUGUAGUUUUAUUACAGUAAGAUACAUGUUUUUUGUUUGUAUACUAACAAGUCUGAUUAUUGCCAUCUUUUGUGUAAAAGUAAAAGAACAAAUAUAUUGAUAGUGAUAUAGUGAUACUGUUUGGCAGAUAAAAAAACAAUCUGGUGUUUUAUACAAAAUUGUACACAGAAAAGUAAGGUAAAGAUUAUUUCUGUAUAGAACUUGCUUUUACUAAAACAAAACUGUCAAAAUCCCUAGAAGUUUGUUGUUACCUGCAAUAAAUUAAGAAAAAUAA
This is a messenger RNA of Betta splendens (Siamese fighting fish), 7014 nucleotides long. RefSeq names its product titin-like. The record is from RefSeq and is a predicted model, not a curated record. Gene Ontology annotation, molecular function: protein binding. The transcript has 4 exons. Lineage: Eukaryota; Metazoa; Chordata; Actinopteri; Anabantiformes; Osphronemidae. Bases 126 to 6554 code for a protein of 2142 amino acids.